This is a messenger RNA of Synchiropus splendidus (mandarinfish), 950 nucleotides long. RefSeq lists its product as uncharacterized. The record is from RefSeq and is a predicted model, not a curated record. Bases 138 to 950 code for a protein of 270 amino acids. NCBI's taxonomy places the organism in Eukaryota, Metazoa, Chordata, Actinopteri, Syngnathiformes, Callionymidae. The transcript is spliced from 6 exons.
GACGAGGACAGACAAACGGUAAGAGCUUUUUUUCAACAUUUUAUUUGGCAGAAUUAAGAGGUUUUAAGAAGAAAAGGCAUGUGUAUAGUGUCAGUUAUUCAGUGGAGGUGAGUGAAAGCUGUGGUCAGACUUGGAGGAUGCCUUCGAAGGGAGAGGAACAGAUGAAGACCUGCGAGGAAAACAUCCGCGCCACGUACGACAGGCAAGGCUACCUGACCUCGCUGUCUGUGUUGAGCGAGGCAGAGCUGCAGGAAGCCCAGGAAGCCUUCCGCCAGCUGGAGAAGACGCACGGUGAAGCCUACACGCAGUACAGCCUCCAUAACAUCCACCUUCAGCACAAAUGGGCCAUGGAUCUGGCCAAACACCCCAAGCUUCUCAGAGUGAUGAUGGCCCUCCUUGGUCCCGAUGUCAUCCUCUUGGACUCGCGCUUCAUCUGUAAAUACCCCACUGUCCAGCAGGAACAGAGGCGGAGUGAAACCCACCCUGAAUCUGGGCUCCCCUACGUGGCCUGGCAUCAGGAUAUGAGGUACUGGGCUGUCGCGGGCGGACCGGUGAUCUCCGUUUGGCUCGCCCUAGACGACACCACCAAGGAGAACGGGGCCCUGCAGGUCAUCCCAGGAAGUCACAAGUCUGGCAUGUUCCCGCAUCACCAAGCGCUCCGGCAUGGAAACAUGCUGACGGUCAACCAGGAGAUCCCGUCAGAACUGCUCCCCUCUCAGCAGGCCCUUCUGUGCCCGCUGUCCGCUGGGCAGAUGUCUGUUCAUGACGGCUUCUUGGUCCACGCCAGUGACCCCAACAUGUCUCAGAGGAGGCGCUGUGGCUUCGUGGUCCGCUACGUUUCCACCAGUGCCUUCCCCAUCGACGAUCCAGAUCGGCCCCGAAAAUUCCACUCCACGGUGCUGAUCUCUGGGACGGACCACUUCAAUCACUUCUCCAGCAAACGCACAUGA